Messenger RNA from Myxozyma melibiosi, 676 nucleotides. RefSeq lists its product as uncharacterized. Lineage: Eukaryota; Fungi; Ascomycota; Lipomycetes; Lipomycetales; Lipomycetaceae. The record is from RefSeq and is a predicted model, not a curated record. The coding region runs from base 292 to 504 and encodes 70 amino acids. The transcript has a single exon.
CAGUGAGGAUGCGUCUCGUCGCACUAAUCAAAGAAGUAGAGAGUAAGCUGACUGUUCCUGGUAAGCAUCGACAAAAGCCGCUGUGGUACUUACUUUGACCCUCCGUCGCCUGCAUUCCGGACAUCCUCUACUUCCUCCAGCAACUCCAACCAUUGCAAAUCGGGCGCUCGAGUCAGCGUAUAUGGUUUACCAAGAAGACGAUCAAAGAGGUUCUUUGUUUGGCGGUGGAGGUCCCAUUGUCUUGGGGUUAGGACUGACUUUUACGGAUUAGUGAAGCGAGCUGCGCCUGAUAUGGAACUCAAAAGAAAGUCUGCUUCUCGACUGUGCUGUUUAAUACUCUUUGUUUUGGAUAGUAUCCGGAUUGUGAGUUUGAUCCUGAUGGACUGUUACUCUGGACAAAGAAUCAACAUCUUUUUAGAAACAAUGAUUGUCUUCGCUGCGAGAAACCAUCUUUGUGCGGCUCCAGAUCUGAAUGUUAUCCAGCCUUUAACUAAGUCGGAUUAGCUUGCCAAGCUCUCCCAUCAGAACGAGACGAUUUGAGCUACAAGCAGGCGAUAUUGAAGAACUGAAUGAUAUCGGAUGAGAUGAGAGUCAGGAUGGUGCGAUGGUGAGUACACGUGACAUCAUUUAGUAACAGUAGAGAGGAUAGGAUCUUAUUAGAGAAUUAUAACCAAAC